CGCAGUCAACCGAAAGUAAAUUUUGGACUUUCUUCCAAACCACUUUAAGCCCUUCAUCACUGACAGCGACGUCCAGAUGGCUGACUCCUACAACUCCCGCGUCGGUGACCUCUCACCCUCUCCAAAUGGCUACGGGAACGGUUCCAGUCCGUCGUUGACCCAAACUAACAACGCUGGCAUUUCACCCGUCAUUCGCAAAAAGCUCAUGGGCUACGUCGGCUUCGCCAACCUUCCCAACCAAGUCCACAGGAAGAGCGUCCGCAAAGGUUUCCAGUUCACUACAAUGGUCGUCGGCGAGUCGGGUUUGGGAAAGUCUACGCUAAUCAACACCCUAUUCAACACGCCUCUAUACCCUCCCAAGGAGCCCCUUCCUCCUGCAGCUGAACGACCCAAAACGGUUGCUAUUGAAAGCAUUGGCGCAGAUAUUGAGGAGAACGGCGUUCGUCUACAUCUCACUGUCGUUGAUACCCCCGGUUUUGGUGAUUUCGUCAACAAUGAUGACAGCUGGAGGCCGAUCGUAGAAAACAUCGAGUCGCGCUUCGACUCAUAUCUGGAGCAGGAGAAUCGCGUAAACCGGCAGAAGAUCGUUGACAACCGUGUUCAUGCCUGUCUUUACUUCAUUCAGCCCACGGGUCACUCGCUGAAACAACUCGACAUUGAAUUCAUGCGUCGCUUGCACACCCGAGUUAACCUUAUUCCAGUCAUCGCCAAAGCCGACACGUUGACGGACGAGGAAAUUGUUGCCUUCAAAGCCAGGAUCCUUGCAGACAUCGCUCACCACAAUAUACACAUCUUCCAGGCGCCCAGCUAUGAGAACGAAGAUGAAGAAACUCUUGCUGAGGCCGAGGAGAUUGCUAGCAAGAUUCCUUUUGCAGUCGUUGGUUCGGACAAUGUUGUGGACACCACCGACGGUCGUCAAGUCCGUGGACGUGCCUACCCUUGGGGUGUUAUUGAAGUCGACAACGAGGAACACUGUGAUUUUGUUAAGCUGCGCCAGAUGCUCGUCCGGACCUACAUGGAGGAGCUGAGAGAAUAUACGAAUGAUGUGCUGUAUGAAAACUGGCGAAGUGAGAAACUUCUUAGCAUGGGUGUCGCCCAGGAUUCCAGUGUCUUCAGGGAGAUCAAUCCUUCGGCCAAGAUCCAGGAGGAACGCAUCCUGCAUGAGGCCAAGCUUUCCAAGAUGGAGGCUGAGAUGAAGAUGGUGUUCCAGCAGAAAGUCCAGGAGAAAGAGUCGAAGCUGAAGCAGUCCGAGGAGGAACUUUAUGCUCGACACAAGGAAAUGAAGGACGCUCUCGACAAGCAGCGCGCAGAUUUGGAAGACAAGAAGCGAAGAAUCGAGAGUGGUCGACCGCUGACCCCAGAGAAGAAUACUACCAAAAAUCGUCGCUUCUUGCGGUAGAUUCAUUUCGUCUUGGUUCUUCCUUAUUAUUGUUCUCUCUUCGCCCCUUCUUUAGUAUCCUUGCUAUCGUAUAUUGCCUUUGCGUUUCACUCGUUACCUUGCCCUCGAACAUCCUACACUCUUUUGGAUUGAUAUCCAGGCUUGGCUACCCUCCACCCUUUUAGUACUAUGAUCAACUUCUUAUGCGGAGUUUCUGGGCGUUGAAGGACGUCGAGGGGACGAUUGGAUUUUAUUUCUGUGAUGACUGCGCGAGAUACCCGGUGUUGCCACUAUGUCAAUACUGAUAAACAGAUAACCUUUGAGUGUCAGAGCUUAAUGAGAUUUGAUCACAAACCAC
Suillus clintonianus is the source of this 1736-nucleotide messenger RNA. RefSeq names its product Septin-domain-containing protein. Gene Ontology annotation, biological process: cytoskeleton-dependent cytokinesis. Lineage: Eukaryota; Fungi; Basidiomycota; Agaricomycetes; Boletales; Suillaceae. Gene Ontology annotation, cellular component: cytosol; septin complex; cell division site. The record is from RefSeq and is a predicted model, not a curated record. Gene Ontology annotation, molecular function: GTPase activity; molecular adaptor activity; GTP binding. The transcript has 8 exons. Bases 77 to 1399 code for a protein of 440 amino acids.